Messenger RNA from Maylandia zebra (zebra mbuna), 1044 nucleotides. The record is from RefSeq and is a predicted model, not a curated record. NCBI's taxonomy places the organism in Eukaryota, Metazoa, Chordata, Actinopteri, Cichliformes, Cichlidae.
UCCUCCUCUUUCCUCAGAAGUGAUCUGUGGCCGGCCGGACUUCAUUCCACAGAUGUGCUUUAACAAAGUGUGAAGCUGAACUCUGAGCUGUGACAGUGAAGCAGUGUGAGAGUGUCAGUAGAUGAUCAGCAGAGGAAAGUGAAGCUGCUGUGAGCUGAUGUCCUGAAGGGCUUUUAAAGAGUCUCUGAGUUUGACAGGAACAUGAAGAUGUUUGUGGUGUUUGUGAUCCUCCUGCACGUUUCCCAGCAUGCCUCGGCUCUGGAGGUGUAUGAGGGGGUGGAGUCUGUCCUGCUGAUCUGCAAGGACACUUCUGUACCUUUUGACCCCACUCUGAUGUGGACUCGCCACGACCUCGAUCCUCCAAUCGUCCACGAGUGUAAUGAUGCAGGAGAUGAACUGACAGAUCAAAACCAGCGUUACAGGAAAAGAACGUCCAUGAAGACGGACUCUCUGAGGACCGGAGACUUCAGCCUCACUCUGAGGAACCCCAUCAUCUCUGACAGCGGCACCUACACCUGCACCAUCACUGCAUUUGGAAAUGAACGGACACUGACAGCAGUAGAGCUGCAGGUCAAAGUGUCCCACCAAGUCCUCACCCUGGAGGUGUACGAUGGGGCGGAGUCAGCCCUGCUGCCCUGUCACAUCCCGUUUGUGUCUGGACCCUCCACAGUGGUGUGGAGCCGCUACGACCUCAAUCCUCCAACCGUCCACCAGCGUCAGCAGGAAGACGACGAGCUGACAGAUCAAAACCAGCGUUACAGAGACCGAACAUCCAUGAAGACUGACGCUCUGCAGACUGGAGACUUCAGCCUCACCCUGAGGAAACCCCACAUCUUUGACAGCGGCAACUACACCUGCACCAUCAGAGUGACGGGAGAAGAACCCAGACUGACAGAUGUUCAGCUGCAGGUCAAAGAGCCGUACAUCUUUCCUGCUGAGGCCUGGGUUCUCCUGGCUGUCAUGAUUAUUGCUGCUACUGUGGCACUUGGAGUGUAUUUAUGGAAGUUACUGAAGAAAGAUGGUUCCGAGUUUGCCUUGUACUAA